CGAAAAAAACUGAUCAGGCCAUAAAAUAACGAUCAUCAAAUAUCAAUGUCACUUUUUUUCGAAUGGCAAUAAUUUCUUUCGUUUGAUUCACUAUUAAGAAUUUUAUUCAAAAAAAUCAUUUAAAAAUUAAAAAUUUAAAAUGUCAUAUCGUCGAUUAAUUAUUGGUAAUUCAUUACUUCGUCAACAUUUACAAAAUGAUUCGAUUCGAUCAUCAUUAUCAUUGAAUAUUCAUCGUUCACUUUCAUCAUCGAUUCCAAAAACAAAAUUAUUCAUUGAUGGAAAAUUUAUUGAUUCCAAAUCAAAAGAAUGGAUCGAUUUACAUGAUCCGGCUACAAAUCAAGUAAUAACACAGGUACCAAAAUCAACACUUGAUGAAAUGAAUGCAGCUGUUAAUGCUGCACGACAAGCAUUUAAAACAUGGUCACAAACAUCGAUUCUAACUCGACAACAAACAAUGUUUCGAUUACAGAAUCUUAUACAGAAAAAUACUAAACGUUUAGUUGAAAGUAUUGUACAUGAACAAGGUAAAACAAUGAAAGAUGCUGAAGGUGAUGUAUUGCGUGGUCUUCAAGUUGUUGAACAUGCUUGUAGUGUAACAAGUUUAUUACAAGGUGAAACAAUGCCAUCAAUUAGUCGUGAUAUGGAUACAUAUUCAUAUCGUAUACCAUUAGGUGUUGUUGCCGGUAUUACACCAUUUAAUUUUCCUGCAAUGAUACCAUUAUGGAUGAUACCAUUGGCAAUAGUUUGUGGUAAUACUUGUGUUAUUAAACCAUCGGAACGUGAUCCAGGUGCAUGUAUGAUAUUGAUGGAAAUGAUGGAAGAAGCUGGUAUACCACCAGGUGUUGUCAAUAUUAUUCAUGGACAACAUCAAGCUGUGGAUUUUAUUUGCGAUCAUCCAGAUAUUCGUGCCAUAUCAUUUGUUGGUUCAGAUCAAGCCGGAAAAUAUAUCUACGAACGUGGUUGUCGCAAUGGUAAACGUGUUCAAUCAAAUAUGGGUGCCAAAAAUCAUGGUGUUAUAAUGCCCGAUGCUAAUAAAGAACAUACAUUGAAUCAAUUGAUUGGUGCUGCAUUCGGUGCUGCUGGUCAACGUUGUAUGGCAUUGUCGACGGCUGUUUUUGUUGGAAAAUCUCGUGAAUGGUUACCAGAUUUAGUUGAACGAGCAAAAAAAUUAAAAGUUAGUAAUGGUAUGGAUCCAGAAGCUGAUCUUGGACCAGUUAUAUCACCACAAGCUAAACAACGAAUCUGUUCAUUGGUACAAAGUGGUGUUGAUGAAGGUGCUCAAUUAUUACUUGAUGGUCGAGAAAUUAAGGUACCAAAUUUUGAACAAGGAAAUUUUGUUGGACCAACAAUAUUAUCCGAUGUAAAAACAUCGAUGAAAUGUUAUCGUGAAGAAAUAUUUGGUCCAGUUUUAGUUGUUUUAACUGUCGAUACAUUGGAUGAAGCAAUCGAUUUAAUUAAUCGUAAUCCAUAUGGAAAUGGUACAGCUAUUUUUACAAAUAAUGGUGCAACAGCAAGAAAAUUUACAAAUGAAAUUGAUGUUGGACAAGUUGGAAUUAAUGUACCAAUUCCAGUUCCAUUAUCAAUGUUUUCAUUUACCGGUUCACGUGGAUCAUUUUUGGGUGAUUUAAAUUUUUCUGGGAAAGCGGGAAUUCAUUUCUAUACACAAUGGAAAACCAUAACACAAUUAUGGCGUGAACAAGAUUCAACGGGUUUUGUAUCGGCAACUAAUUUUCCAACAAUGAAAUAAUUUUUUUUUCUCUAAAAGAAAAAAAAUUCUUCCAAUAAUCAAUGGCAA
Dermatophagoides pteronyssinus (European house dust mite) is the source of this 1795-nucleotide messenger RNA. RefSeq names its product putative methylmalonate-semialdehyde/malonate-semialdehyde dehydrogenase [acylating], mitochondrial. NCBI's taxonomy places the organism in Eukaryota, Metazoa, Arthropoda, Arachnida, Sarcoptiformes, Pyroglyphidae. Gene Ontology annotation, molecular function: methylmalonate-semialdehyde dehydrogenase (acylating, NAD+) activity. The record is from RefSeq and is a predicted model, not a curated record. Gene Ontology annotation, biological process: thymine catabolic process; L-valine catabolic process. Gene Ontology annotation, cellular component: mitochondrion.